This is a messenger RNA of Topomyia yanbarensis, 1287 nucleotides long. RefSeq lists its product as uncharacterized. Bases 400 to 1287 code for a protein of 295 amino acids. NCBI's taxonomy places the organism in Eukaryota, Metazoa, Arthropoda, Insecta, Diptera, Culicidae. The transcript has a single exon. The record is from RefSeq and is a predicted model, not a curated record.
CGCAACCCACCUGCAAUAUCAACGAGGCUUCAUCGCAGUGAUCGUUCUCCAUCUGUCGUGCUCGAUGCACAGGCAGCGGCUAUCGAUCGAGUGAUCGAUCUUUAUCAGCCGUACUCGAUGCGCGAUCUGAAGCCACCGAGAUGCAUUGUGUGGUGAUCGUUUAUUGGUCUGUUGUGCUCGAUGCACAGACCGAAAUCAAAAAAAUCAUUUGUUUAAAUUCCCUAUACCUUUGCCCUGUGUAAAAUAUUUUUUCUUGUUUUCUCGAUUCUUGACUUUUGUAUAUAAGCCCGUAGGCAGUAGCAAUAAAUCGUUAGUUUACUAAAUCAAACCCAACCGAAUACUUCUACCGCGUUUCUAAACGAUCCGAUAACCAUAAAUUGGUGACCCCGUUUUAAAAAAAUGGUGAACGAGGACAAACCAGGCACUGGAGCAGGCAACCCAAAGGUACCGGAACAGCAGCAGGAAGCCAACGUGGACACCCUAAACCUGCCACGACUGAGCCUGCCGGUGAUGACGCAAUCCAACAUCGAGUCAUACUUCAUGUCAUUGGAGUUCUGGUUUGCCGCUUCCGGUAUUGGAAAUGCCCACGACACCAAGAAGUACAACAUCGUCAUGGCACAAGUGCCACCAAGCAAGUUGACGGAGUUACGUUCCAUUAUUGAAGCCGUCCCGCCUGCCAACAAGUACGUGUAUAUCAAGAUGAAGCUGAUUGAACACUUCGCCGACAGUCAGCAGAAACGUUUGCAGCUCGUAUUGUCUGAUAUGCCGCUUGGUGACAUGAAACCGAGCCAACUUUUCAACGAAAUGAGGAGAGUGGCUGGAAAUUCGUUUUGUGAACCCGUGCUGCUCGACCUGUGGGCCUCCAGACUUCCACCGCAUGCCCAAGCUGCCGUGAUUGCCUCCAAAGGGGACCCGACAGAAAAAGCUACCAUCGCAGAUGCCAUCGUGGAAUCCAUGGGCCUUCGUAGCAUCAACACCAUCGGUGCGAGCGCACCGAGCACACCAGCAGCGACCGCUAAAGUUACAACAGAAUCGCCUCCUGACAGAAUUGAAACGCUCCAGCGGGAAAUCGCUCAACUGACCAGGAUGAUCAACAAAAUGUUCCGCUCAAGCGAAAACCCACGGGAGCGAUCACGUUCCCGCAGCCGAAGCAAAGUGAGUAAAUUUCGUGAUAAUGAACCGUCCUAUGACGUCUGCUGGUACCACUCUAAGUACGGAGGGGAAGCACGACGGUGCCGUAAACCGUGUUCCUUCGGACUAGCAACCAAGCCCAGCAACCAACAAUGA